Messenger RNA from Galeopterus variegatus (Sunda flying lemur), 2116 nucleotides. Its product is annotated as tyrosine-protein kinase Fer. Gene Ontology annotation, biological process: Fc-epsilon receptor signaling pathway; chemotaxis; protein phosphorylation. The transcript has 7 exons. NCBI's taxonomy places the organism in Eukaryota, Metazoa, Chordata, Mammalia, Dermoptera, Cynocephalidae. The annotation marks the transcript as partial. The record is from RefSeq and is a predicted model, not a curated record. Gene Ontology annotation, molecular function: protein tyrosine kinase activity; ATP binding.
GAUAAGAAAUGGAUUCUCAGUCAUGAAGAUGUCACAUUGGGAGAAUUACUAGGCAAGGGAAAUUUUGGUGAAGUAUAUAAGGGCACAUUAAAGGAUAAAACUUCUGUUGCUGUUAAAACAUGUAAAGAAGAUCUUCCUCAGGAAUUGAAAAUAAAAUUUUUACAAGAAGCCAAAAUUCUCAAGCAGUAUGAUCAUCCCAAUAUUGUCAAACUUAUAGGAGUUUGCACACAAAGACAGCCUGUCUACAUCAUUAUGGAACUGGUUCCAGGAGGUGAUUUCCUCUCCUUUCUGAGAAAGAAGAAGGAUGAACUAAAACCCAAACAGUUAGUGAAAUUUUCGUUAGAUGCUGCUUCCGGUAUGUUAUAUCUCGAGAGUAAAAACUGUAUACACAGGGACCUUGCUGCAAGAAACUGCCUGGUAGCUGAAAAUAAUGUUCUGAAAAUCAGUGACUUUGGAAUGUCUCGUCAAGAAGAUGGUGGGGUGUAUUCAUCUUCUGGCUUAAAGCAGAUUCCCAUUAAAUGGACAGCACCAGAAGCUCUUAAUUACGGGAGAUACAGUUCUGAGAGUGACGUAUGGAGUUUUGGCAUCCUCCUCUGGGAGACCUUCAGCUUAGGGGUCUGUCCAUACCCUGGAAUGACAAAUCAACAAGCACGAGAGCAAGUGGAAAGAGGAUACCGGAUGUCAGCCCCCCAACACUGUCCAGAGGAUAUUGCUAAAAUUAUGAUGAAGUGUUGGGAUUAUAAACCUGAAAAUCGCCCUAAGUUCAGUGAACUUCAGAAAGAGCUCGCUGUCAUCAAGAGGAAAAUCACACAGUGACAGAACAGCGCCAAACUCAGCCUGCAUGACUCUCCUCCAGCAGAGUAAUAUUGUUGUUCUCAUUAACAAAAAGUUUUACCACAUUGCCUGCAAUGGUUUUCUAAGGUUAUUUUUUUAUUAACUGGAUUUUUAAAAAAAAAUUUUUUUUUAACUAUCAGAGGCAAAUUUAUUAAAGAAAUAGUCCUAUCAAGGGCUUUAUUAGCUAACCAUAGCAAUCCUGCCAUUUCAGGCCAUUUGGAAAUAGAAAAGCACAGGCUCUAAAUGUGUGAAGGAUAAAAGAUUUUUUUUUCACACCCAAGACCAUUGAUUUCCCAAAAGCUUUCUACUUCGGGCACACGGUUUGUGGGCUGCCAUCCUGUGCCACAGACCCUACUCAAUUGGUGCUAUAAACUGCAUUGGUAAUGCCAUGGUUGUACGACAUGUUCCAACCACAGUUGGCUUUCUCCUCGGUCAGGGCAAGAUUAUAUUUGUAAACAUAACUUUAUAUUGGGAAUUAUUUGGACCUCCUGGCAUUUUUCUUUUCUUUCUUGCCAGAAAUGAGCCCAGUAUAAGAAUCAUCAGGCUCUUUCGUUGUUAAUAAGGUUGUCGUUUCCUUCCUCCUAUGUCUGGGCAUCAAAACGAUGUUUGAAGUGUUGAGGAGGCAGCUGCUUUGAAAGGUUGUUAUAGAGAGCUGUGACAGCAAGAAGCAAGUUUGAACAGGAGGGUGGUCUGGAUUAAAGAGUGGCAAGGGUGGUGAUCAAAGUAGAGAGGAAAAGGAAAAUAUACAAUUCACCCUCUCAGGAGAGUUAUGCCUUUAUAAACAUGCACAAACAUAUGCCCUUUCUAUUUUAUGGUCUCAAUUCACCAAAAAGAUCCUAAGAAAUGUGUCAGGAGUUCACAGAUGGAGCCCUCUUAAUGGUAACAAAAAGUGUUUCUAGAGAAACUACAAAGUCCAAGUCCACAAAAAUAACAGCAUACUUCUGGUUAAGUAUCCUUACCUUAGAGGAAGCAUUUCAGAACAUUAAUUCCCUUCAUUUGUACCAGUUUCUGGAGCUGUCAGAAUUUCAUGAUUCUAGUUCACAAACAUUCCAGUGUGUACACACUAACUACCAAGAUGCAAAGCAGGUGUGAAGAAAGUAGAUAUUGGAAGUCAAGCAAGUGUUAAUGAAGACGAUUAUGUGGGGACAACCCUCCCAUUUCCACCUUCCCCCUUCAUUUACCCUUAAACUGCUCCCUGGACACUCUUAUCAUUGGCUGACAGGUAUGCGAGCACAGUGCUGAAGGUGUCUCCUGUGAAUAAAAUGUAUCACAGACUUAAAAC